AUGAAGAUUUCCAAUUCUGCGGUGCCCGUCUACACUAUCAGCGGCAGCGAAGCCCGCCCUUUGCCCGAAUGGUUGAUCCGACGCAGAAAACGGAGUCUGAAGAACGACCCCGAGUUUGCAAGUCGCGUAGAGUUGCUGCAGGACUUUGACUUUGAAGAAGCCAGUCAGUGCGUGCGAGUCAGCGAAGAUGGCGACUGGGUCAUGUCUACGGGCACAUACAAGACGUUCCGACUUCUUUCGAGCGACUACACCAAAAGCGUCCAUCUCCAAUCCGACAGAGUAAUCGAGUUUCACACUGGAGGCGGCCUCCACUACUCGACCCGCAUACCGCGAUAUGGCAGGGACCUGAUCUAUGACAGGCGGUCAGCAGAAUGCUUGGUACCUUCAGUAGGAGUAAAUGCCGAGGGCCUGGGAGAGGCGUACAGGUUGAAUCUGGAGGUCGGGCGCUUCAUGAGGAGCUACGAAAUAGAUGUAGGAGGGGACGACACUGCCAUGGUUGGCGGCGGAACUCUGCAGGGCGGCAUCAACGCGGGCGCUGUCAACACUGGCGCAAUCGCAGAAGACAGCCACAACCUGCUCGCAUUCGGAACAUCCUUGGGCACCGUCGAAUUUUGGGACUCGCGUUCACGAAACAGGGUUGGUAUACUCUCUGCACCCCAAGACUCGUUCGAAGGAAGGGCAGAGAUCAGCGCCAUGACAUACCACCGAUCAGGUCUGGAAUUGGCCGUUGGGAACUCGAACGGCCUGGUCCACCUCUACGACCUACGAUCACCGCAACCCCUUCUCAAGAAAGACCAAGGAUACGGCUUUGCGAUCAAGAACAUCAUCUACCUUGACUCGAGCACAUCGACGCGCGCCCAGACCGCUGAACCCAAGAUCCUCACAGCAGACAAGCGCAUCAUCAAGAUAUGGAACCCUCAAGACGGCACUGCGUGGACUUCGGUGGAGCCUGCUGUAGACAUGAAUCACGUCGAGUGGGUCAAGGACAGCGGCAUGCUGCUGACUGCCAACGAAGGAAAGCAGCAGCAUUCAUUCUUCAUCCCACAGCUAGGGCCUGCGCCGAAAUGGUGUGCUUUCUUGGACAAUAUUGUGGAAGAAAUGGCAGAAGACCCCACCGACCCCAACGCAUUCGGCAAGGGUUCAGCUGGCGAAGUCUACGACAACUUCAAAUUCUUGACGAUGCAACAAUUACAGCAACUCAACCUCGAUCAUCUCGUCGGUACUACAAACUUACUACGGCCGUACAUGCAUGGCUACUUUGUGGCACAGAAGCUGUAUGAGGAGGCACGCAUGAUUUCGAACCCCGAUCUCUGGCAAGAACAGCGGGCGAAGAGCAUUGCCGAGAAAAUCAACAAAGAGCGCGAAAGCAGAAUUCGUGGCAAUAAGAAGGUCGCUGUCAAGGUCAACAGGAAGCUUGCGGAGAAGAUACUUGAACGACAGGACAAGGAAGAACGCCGGAGAGCUAAGAGAGUUCUCAAGAAGGGUGGUGACGACGACAUGGUGGACAUUGAUAAGGCACCCGCUGUUGGCGAAGUCGACCCAGAAGCACCGAGCAAGGCUGUUGGUGCUGGAACAAUUCUCAGUGACCCUCGAUUCGCGAAGCUGUUUGAGGACGAGGACUUUGAGGUCGAUGAGCAGUCACACGAGUUUCAAGCGCUCAAUCCCAGCACAAAGAUACCAAAAGGUCUUACAGCGGCCGAACAAGAAGAGUUGGAGCCUCGCAAGGGCUCGUCGGAUGAAGAUUCUUCCGAUUCCGAGACCGAACAGAUUCGGCCGGCCAAGAAGCAGCAAGAGAAAGAUAAUGGCCGCAUCUCCACAUCAAGCUAUAAGAAGGCCGGACACAGGUCACAACGCGGUCCUGAGAUGGUGGUGUCCAACUCAAAUACCAGGAAAGCAGGGCCGGCACGCGACAAGUCAUUUGGUUCUCGCGUGUCGAAGCUCAAGGACAGAGCACCAACAACCAAGAGCACAACCACUGUGGUGGGCGAGCGGGAAAUCACAUUUGCGCCGGAGAAGAAGCAGAAAAAGCGGCCAGAUGAUGCCAAUGGUCAGCGACACGAUCGGAGAAAGGACAAGGACAGGCGAAGCGCAAGUAACAAUGCUUUCCGUGGGAUGUAA
Messenger RNA from Parastagonospora nodorum SN15, 2118 nucleotides. RefSeq lists its product as hypothetical. Gene Ontology annotation, biological process: maturation of SSU-rRNA from tricistronic rRNA transcript (SSU-rRNA, 5.8S rRNA, LSU-rRNA). Gene Ontology annotation, cellular component: 90S preribosome; small-subunit processome; nucleolus. The record is from RefSeq and is a predicted model, not a curated record. Gene Ontology annotation, molecular function: protein binding. NCBI's taxonomy places the organism in Eukaryota, Fungi, Ascomycota, Dothideomycetes, Pleosporales, Phaeosphaeriaceae. The transcript has 3 exons. The coding region runs from base 1 to 2118 and encodes 705 amino acids.